This is a messenger RNA of Tachysurus fulvidraco (yellow catfish), 5270 nucleotides long. RefSeq names its product low density lipoprotein receptor b (gene ldlrb). The coding region runs from base 192 to 2801 and encodes 869 amino acids. The transcript has 18 exons. Gene Ontology annotation, molecular function: protein binding; calcium ion binding. Lineage: Eukaryota; Metazoa; Chordata; Actinopteri; Siluriformes; Bagridae. The record is from RefSeq and is a predicted model, not a curated record.
ACAUCACGCCACUGAGGAAGCCACGCCCCCUCCCCCUGCACGCGCUCCUCUUAUGAGAUGGAUGAGAUUUGAUGCCAGGAGGAUUUUCACUGUACGCUCGCGCUCUCUCGGACCUGCACUAAACAAUACAGUUUACUGAAUUAAGAUAUUUUCUGAGUAGGUAAAAAAAGCCUAUAAAUAUACCUGUUGAGAUGUUACUGAGGAAAAGCUGGUGUUUAGUUUUGAGCUGCAUAUUGCUCGGAAUCAUCUCUCUGCCUUUAAACAAUGCUGCUACAUGUAACGAGCGGCAGUUUCAGUGUGGGAACAAGAAAUGCAUCACAAAUCGUUGGGUGUGUGAUGGGACGGACGACUGCGGGGAUGGAACCGAUGAGCUCCCUGUCACCUGCACCGAGAAGAAAUGUCUGGCGUCGGAGUUCACCUGCAGUCAAAGCCCUGUUCAGUGCGUAUCCUCCAUGUGGCGCUGUGACGGAAAGGCAGACUGUGAGAAUGGAGCGGAUGAGCUCGGCUGCGCUCUGAAGAACUGCACGGCAGACGAGUUCCGCUGUUUAGACGGCGAGUGCAUCUCUUCCUCGUUUGUCUGCGAUGAGGACUCUGAUUGUUCAGAUGGCAGCGACGAGGCCUCUUGCCCCAAGCGUACUUGUACAGCUGGCUCUUUCCAGUGCAACAACACGGUGUGCGUUCCGCAGCUGUGGGCUUGUGACGGAGACGAAGACUGCGCUGAUGGCUCAGAUGAGUGGAGUGUCCACUGCGGCCAAAAACCGACACCAAGCCCUUGUAGUGGACAGGAGUUUCAGUGCAGCAACGGCGCGUGCAUCCACAGCAUGUGGCGCUGUGACGGAGGAUUUGACUGCACUGAUCAAUCAGACGAAUCCAACUGCACUGCGGCCACUUGUCAGCUCGAUGAGUUCCGCUGUGGUGACGGUAGCUGCAUCCCUGGGAUCCGACAGUGUGACGGCGAGUUCCAUUGCAAGGACCUGAGUGAUGAAAAAGACUGUGCCAAAGUGAGUAAAUGUGAAGGUCCGGACACUUUCCAGUGCCGCAGUGGCGAGUGCAUUAGCAUCGAUAAAGUGUGCAACAAGCAGCGUGACUGUAGGGACUUGUCUGACGAGCCUAUCAAAGAGUGCAAUAUCAAUGAAUGCCUUGAAAAUAAUGGUGGCUGUUCUCACACCUGUAAUGACCUGAAGAUCGGCUACGAGUGCCUCUGCCCUACAGGCUACCGUCUGGUGGACCGCAACCGUUGUGAAGAUAUUGAUGAGUGUGCUGACCCUGACACCUGCUCCCAGGUGUGUCUGAACCUGGUGGGCAGCUUCAAGUGUGACUGUCAAGCAGGCUAUGAGAUGGACCCCAUGACUAAAGAGUGCAAAGCUGUUUCUGGUAACAUUCCUUACCUGUACUUUGCCAACCAUCAUGAGGUGAGGAAGAUGGCACUGGAUAAGAAAGAGUACACGUGUCUGAUCCCACAGCUGAAGAACGUGGUGGCACUUGACAUGGAUGUGUCCAAUGGGACAAUCUUCUGGUCUGAUCUUUUCCACAAAAAGAUCUACAGCUCUCCCAUAGACGAGGCUGCUUAUCCGGCAAACCACGUCACGUUGAUUGGCAAACAAAUCUCCUCUCCUGAUGGCUUGGCUGUUGACUGGAUUCACGGCAACAUCUACUGGACCGACAGUUUCUUUCAAAGCAUUUCUGUGGCAGCAAAGGAUGGGUCCAAGCACAAGACUCUUAUCAAAGAGGGCUUGAACAAGCCACACUCUAUUGUUGUAGAUCCAGUGCACAACUUCAUGUACUGGACCGACCGGGGAAACCCUGCCAAGAUCGAGAAAAGUGGCUUGAAUGGGGCAGACCGUACAGCUCUGGUCACUGACAACAUCGUCUGGCCCACUGGCAUCACGAUAGACUUGGUGAAUCAGCGGCUGUACUGGCUGGACGCUAAACUGCACAUGCUUUCCAGCAUCGGUGUCGAUGGUGGAUUGCGUCAUACCCUCAUCGUUGACGAGAGGCAGCUGGCUAAUCCGUUUUCGCUGGCUGUUUUUGAGGAGAAAGUGUUUUGGACAGACAUGUCCAGUCAAAGCAUCCUGAGUGCAAAUCGUCUGACUGGAAAAAACAUAACGAUAGUAUUGGAGAACCUCAUGUCUCCCAAGGACAUUGUGCUGUACCACAACCUCAAGCAGCCCAAAGGUACAAACUGGUGUGAAGAAGGGAACCAAGUGAAUGGUGGUUGUGACUAUUUGUGUCUUCCGGCUCCACAAGUGAAUCAGCAUUCCCCAAAAUAUACCUGCACCUGCCCCGAUCACAUGGUCCUCGGCCCUGAUAUGAGGAAGUGUGUAGAAGUUGUGAAGCCAGUGGCAACUACAUCUAUAGUUCCACCACCAAUUCCAGCUGAUACUACACCAAAACGGCCUGACGUACAAACCACCACCACCACCACAAUACCAGUAACUACAGGCUCCAUGACUUCCUCAGAUGCUGUUGAGUUUCAAAAGAAUGUCCCAGAAACCAAAACUGAGAUCACGGCAAAUGAAGGUUCAAUUGAUGUGCACAUUGCAGACACCAGCCCUUCACAACACUCUGUUGCUCUCUAUAUCAUCCUCCCUCUAGUGGUGUUAUGCCUGACUGCAUUUGGCGGCAUGCUGCUGUGGCGUCACUGGAGACUGAAGAACACCAACACCAUCCACUUUGAUAACCCUGUUUACCAGAAAACUACAGAGGACCAGGUGCACAUAUGCAGGAGUCAAAGCCAAGAUGGCUACGUCUACCCAGCGCAUCAGAUGUUAUGUUUGGAUGAUGAAGAGGACAGUGCGUGAUUAUUCUCACAGAAUGACACAAACAACCCCAAAGAAAGUCAAAUCUGAAGUACAAGAGAGACUCAAAGGCUAACAAGGAACUCUAGAUGAUGUUUACAUGCUUUAAGUCUCUUUUUUUGCUGCACAAAUCUGAAUGUAAAGGGGGAAAACCACAACAUGGUUGACAGAAGAAUGUCAUCACCAUGUGUACACACACACACACACACACACACACACACACACACACACAUAGAUGCUUUGAAACCAAAGCCAGCAGAUUUCCUUGCCUUUAGAAGAUGCAUGCUUAUAGCAUUAUAGUACAUCUUGCAGGCAAAAUGUAGUGCGAUAGGAAGUAAGAUUAGAAUAUGAAGAACCUCUGCAACACCCUCACCUUGAAAGAAGAUUGUAUAUUUUGGUGAAACUUUUAUGAGAAGCCCUGCAUAUGGACCACAUGAUGCAUUUGUAAAUUAUACACAGCAGAUUGCACUUACUGUAAUAAUGAAGAGCCCUUGCUUUGCUCUGACAGAAUCUAGUGCAUAUUAUUGGACGUAUAUUAAAGGAAUACUUUAGAGUUUAUCAACGUCAUGUCUUUCCACCUUAUCUGUAAAGUAUGUUUGAUUUCCAUGCACAAGAAUUUCAAUUUAUGGCAUUUGGCACUCCUGAGAAGAGAACAGAAAACCUGUUCACAUGAAACUAGACUUAUAAUGGAAUGCUAAUAAUAGAGGGGCAGUUGCUGAAUUGUAUGACUAUAUAUAAAAAAAAAAAAAUUACGGUUAAAAAAAAACCAAAAAAACAUUUAAAGCAUAAAUUUACAAAUAGCCUUGAUAAAAAAAUUCACACAUCAAACAUUUCAUAUAUAAAUAUUAAUUGACUGCUCCAACAUCUGCCUUUAGACCUUCAUUAUAAAAUAUGUUUGACAUUUUUAUCAAAGCAGGGAAACAUGUUGAAAUUCUUGUCCAUGGUAAUCACAUGUUCACUGUGGACACUUCGGAUAAGUUUAGAAGACUUUUGAGUUUGAGUAAAGCACGACUAUUCCUUUAAUGGAGGGUGUGAACAUUUUGGCAGUGCGUAAAUGUCAACGACUGCCCACAGAUGUUCUUUAAUCACUAAUGAAUGUGUGGUGUUUUUGUAUUAAUGCCAUUGCCGGGCUUUACACAAAAGUGUUACCUGCAGUUUGACGUUGAAUUUGUAAAUAAUACAGUACAUCGCUUAUAUUUCUCUAUGUGAAGAUUUACCUUUGCCUUGCACUACACGACAAACUAGACUGCAGUACGAAGAUAUCUUGCACAGUCAGAAGAGAUCUGGUAUAGAAAUGAAGUUUAUGGAGAUGAAGCAUUUUAAGCCAUGACAGACGUUUUUAACAUGAAGGUCAUUACCAUACUACCAUAACUUGCUAGACCAGACAGGUCUCCUAUUCAAAGAACUAUUCAGGGAGAAAUAAAUCAAAAACUCCAUACAGGUUUGUUUAUGCUGUGGUAUUUUUGCACUUGAAGCGAACAGUUUGUUACCUCUUGUUGAAGAAUGCAGAUCAUACAGAAGCUUUAUGAUAUAUGUUGUGAAUGAUCAACAGCAUGUUAGCUUGUGAUUUUUUUGGAUAGCUAUAUGCCUGUACGAUGCCUUAGUUCGAUAUGUGGCUUAUCUGUUUUCAAUUGAAACAUGUCUUAAGAUGAGAAGAUUUUUGUCGCCUUAAUUCUCAGGUGUCGGUACAUAAACAGAAUAACUGGCCAGAAUAAUGCAGUUAUUUUAUUUUUUUUGGGAGAUAGUUUUAAAAUGAUAUUUAAGACUGUGUAAUCAACAUCAACUCAUGUAUAUCGACUAUGCUGCUGGGUUUUUUUUGUACACUCCACAAAUUGUUCCAAUAUCUAUUUUGAAAACACUGCAGUUGUUACAGUAAAUGAAGUCAUAAGCUGAAGUGAAUGUAAAAUAUGUACAUAAUGCUUGUGUAUAUACCUUUUCUGUCAUUCAGUUGUUGUUUUUUUUAAGUUUAUAUAUUUUAAACCACAUUUUGUAAAUAAGAAAAAGUGCUUUAUUUAUUGUAUCAUAUCUAUAUAUAUUGGCAGUUUAUUUUCUAGUUUCUUGACUAUUUGUGGAAUACAAGACUAUUCUUGUCAGAAUAAAAUAUCAGUCAUACUUCAUUUAAUCUCUAAUACACUAUCAGAGGUGAUAAAGUCCAUUUUAUUUUGUGUAGAAGUUACACCAUGAGCAAAUGGACACUUCCUGUGUAGUUAUUAUCUAGAUACUGUAAAAGUACAGAUUUGAUUAUGUGGGCAUGUUACAAAUCAAACAAUGGAGGAAUGCUUUAUAAAGUUUGACUAUAAUGUGCUACUGUAAUCCAUCUGUAACAGCACACAUGUUGUAAUUCCAGUACAUUAGAAUUGCUUUGCGUUUCAUGAAGAAAUCCACAAAUAACAGUACACUGUACUGAGCCAUGUAAACUCCAGAAAUGUCAUAUUGUAUAAAUAGCAUAAUAAAUGACCUUGUAUAAAAUCA